AUGGCAGACGUGGGGGGAAAACUCAGAACCCCGUUCGACUUCGAGCUCUUCAAGCAAAACCACUUUUCGAGGGCCCUGACGGUGUUGGAUGUUUUAUCUUCCAAGCCCCACGCAGGUGCUGAGAGCACAGCCUUGGCCGGGCGCUUGCAAAAGGAGAAGCAAAAAUCGCUGGCCACGUUCGAGCAGGCCUUGGCUGCGAUCAAGAAGCAAAUGGCAAGCCAACACUUGGAAACUCUGAGGCCAACGUGCCAGGUACUGCAGGCACAUGACAAUGGGGCGAUGGGCUACAGCGCCCAGCAGCGGACUCUCACAGCGCAUGUUGCUGACUGUCCCCAACGUUCUUUUUGUCGACAGGCCUUGGGUGGUUGA
Molecule: messenger RNA, 369 nt
Organism: Symbiodinium pilosum
Lineage: Eukaryota; Dinophyceae; Suessiales; Symbiodiniaceae
Source: the annotation of a GenBank genome assembly